Molecule: messenger RNA, 1710 nt
Organism: Stylonychia lemnae
Lineage: Eukaryota; Ciliophora; Spirotrichea; Sporadotrichida; Oxytrichidae
Source: the annotation of a GenBank genome assembly
AUGGGGUUAGUGGGAUCAAAUAGCCAAUCAAUGAUAAGACUGAAUUCUAUUCAAAAUUCAAAGCAUUAUUAGGCUUAGAGCACAUCAAAAUUUUUUGAAAAAGCAAGUGAGAUUAAUUAAAAAGGAUUCCAUAAAAUGCUUAACAACAUUGAUUCUUAUUCUCAAUGCUAUUCAUUGCAUGAUAUUUAGCAGAGAAUAGUCAAGUGUUUUUCCUAGAAAGCUUUUCUCAAUCCUUUGAAACCUCCAAAAACUGCAAAUAAAUUUUACAAUUAAGAAAUCAAAGAACAGAGCACAAUGAGACCAAAUACAUCUCUUUAGCUCGUAAACAGUCAUUCAAGAUAAAUGCUAAGAACCACAUCUAAUUAAAAAAGACUAAGUAGUUCUCCUAUUUAAAAUUUUAUACCAGAUGAAGUAGUACAAAAAUUGCAAAUAGAAUAGAGAAUUCAUGAGAGAAAUUUGAUUGGAUCAUCUCCAUCAAAAGAAAGCUAAGAAUAAAUUGAAGAAAGAAGAGCAUAAAAACAUUUCCUGGAAAGCAGAACUCUUGAUCAAGAGAAGGAUGAUGAUUUAAGAGAAAGACUGCGCAAAUAAAGGAUAAUAAACAGAGUUGAUUUAACUUAAAUAUCUGUUCCUGAAGCUUUAAAAAUAUUGGCAGAAAAGCGAGCAAAUUUACUUGAUGAUAAAACCAAAUAAUUUUCAUUAGAGCUCGAAAGAAUGAUAUAAAGUAUUGAUGAAGCUCACCUCAUCUAAUACUUGAGAGAGGAGAUGGCUAAGAAGGAAAACGAAGAAGUGCAAAAUGGUAAGUCAAACAAAAAAGCUUAGAUAGUAAAUCAAGAAAUCAAAGACCUUUAAGAACAAAAUAACAGGAUACAGUUUGAUUUAACCAAAGAAGAUUUUAGAGACCUUAGAGGUAAGGUUAACUUUGUAACAGAAAACGACAUCUUUGAUGAUAAAUUUAAUAAGGCCCUAAGAGAAAGAAAGAAAAUUCUUAAGGAACCAUGGGAAAAAGUCAGAGCUGUAUUCAAAGAAAAAAAUCUAAUUAAGGAGAAAAACUUUCUCUUAGAAAACGUUCUAAUGAAGAAAUUAAAAAAACGAUUCAAAAAUAAGAUCCUUGAAUGUGCAAAAUAGUUGACUGAUAUGAAAAUGGAUUUAAAGUAAUUCAUAAGUGAUAACGUAAUGCCAACUGAGCCAUAUGAGAGACCUGGCUCCUAAAAAUUCAUUAAUGCAGCUAAAAGUGGGGAUUAUGAGGCAGUCCAAUAGAUGAUAUAAUCCAAUAAGUACUUUGUUUACGACUUUGAUCACAUAAAUUAAACUGCUCUUCAUUGGGCUGCAAAAAGAAAUCAUAAGGAUAUAGUAAAUUUACUCAUUUAAAAUGGGGCAAAUGUAAAUCAUGUGGAUAUGGUAAUUAUAAUUAUUUUGAUUUUUUUAAAGGGAGGUAGAACUGCCUUAUAUUUAGCGACUAAAGAGAGUAAUUUCGCCUGCGUUAAAUUACUAUUGGCUGCAAGUGCAGUUCCAUUGCAUAAAACUAAUUCAAAUAAAACAGCUUUUGAUGUAGUUAAAGAAUCAAUGAUUGAAAGAUAUCUAACUAAGGCUUAGCUAUUAUAUAUUUGCUUAAAACUGAUCCCACCAAAAAAGAGGGCUUAGGUCUGGGAAAAAGAAGGGCUUUAUUACUUUAAGUCUGAUGUUGAUAAGCUAGAUGAGGAAGAUGGCUGA